UCAUUUUGCACGUCGAUGGUAGACCUUAAUGAAAAUUUUUAUUUUAAAUACGAUACGUAGUUGAAACAGUGCACAUGUGUUUUCGCGCGGUUUCUGUGCAAUAGGUGAUACUUAUAUAAAUAAAUUCCGUUAGUAAUAGGAAAUAAAUUAUAUACCCGGAUUAUCUUUUUUAUUAAUGAUAUACCUACCUACAGUUUGAUCUCUGGAUUUUUUAAUAGGACUAGGAUUGCGUCAAAACCCCAGUGUUUUAAACAAGUGCCGGAUUCCAAUGCAAGUGCUUUUUUAUGAGUAAAAACUUAACUUUCAGUAUGCUAAAUAUUAUAUAAAAAUUUUCAAAUACGUUUGACUUAAAACCAACUGUAUCGGAAGUUAUAAGAAGACAGUUUUUGAUAGAAAAAAAAACAUCAACAUGUCCUCAUCUGAAGCUGAUGUUGAUAUAAGUGUAGUUUCAAGUCCGGAACCAAGUCCGCAAGGCUGUGGAAAUGGCGGUGAUGAAGAGAGCCCUUGUCGGUUAAAUAUGGGCCCGUCGGUAACGUCAACGCCUAUUAGCAGUAACCACAAUACAACAACGCCCGCUCAGCAUGCAUCAGUGACAUCAGUUGUGCAUCCUUUACAUCAUCACCUAACACUAAGUCAUCCGGUAUUGCACCACCCAGGCCUGAUAGUUAGUCCUAGUAAUUUUAGUCAUUUACACAGUCAAUCGCAUCAACAUGCGCAUCCUCAAUUGCAUCAACACCAUGGAGUUCACCUGACAGCUGCAGCAGCGGCGGCCGCAGUAGCAGCAGCUGCCGCUAGUGCUGCUUCUCACAUGAAUCCUGCAAGUGCGUCAGGUCCAUCACCAAUAUCUUCAUCACAGCCAAAAUCCGAUCUAAAAGUUGAGCCUUCUGAUGCAGCGACGGGGAAAUUCGAUGAUCGAGAUUCAAAUAGCAUUAAUUGUAAUAGCAACAACAGAACUAACUGCAACGAUUCGAGUAGUAAAUCAACGACGGGUAAUGGAUAUACAAGCUUUUCCAUAUCAAGUAUUCUGAGCCGUAACGAUUCAAUUAAAAAAUCGAAUAGUGUAGUACUUAAUAAUAAUAAUAAUUCAUCAUUAUUCUCACCAAUACCACAAUUACCACAGUCUGGUGGUUCUAAUGGACCUCAAGAUGCGGCAAUGUUAUCAAGAUUGGGGAUCAUAUCACAAUGGGGAGCUUUAGCUGGACGGUAUGCGGCGUUAUGCCCACCAGGUUGGCCCUGGGCGCCACAACGAAUGCCAUUUCAUAGUCCUACUCACGACAGUUCAUCCACAAAUACUACUGAAAAUCCAUCACCUUCCCUCAGUCCGUUACCGUCGAACACAAAGUCACCCUCGCCUCAUAACAACAAUCACCAUCACAACCACUCCAGUUAUAUCCAGAGCUCCAACGAAUCUGAUGAUGAAAGCCAAGAAAUCAUUGAAGAAGACGAUGGCUGCAAUACUGAUGGACCAUCAGAUGGUUCCUCGCCACAUGGUGGCGACAGCUCGAACCAGACAAAACGGAAAAAGAAGACUAGGACUGUUUUCUCGAGAGCACAGGUCUUUCAACUGGAGUCAACCUUUGACAUGAAGCGAUACCUAAGCUCAUCGGAACGAGCCGGUUUAGCUGCUUCAUUGCGCCUAACGGAGACCCAGGUGAAAAUAUGGUUCCAGAACCGUCGCAACAAAUGGAAACGACAACUUGCUGCCGAACUUGAAGCAGCCAAUAUAGCAAAUAUGGCGCAUGCGGCCCAAAGGCUUGUACGGGUUCCGGUACUCUAUCACGAUGGUUCGAGCACGGGGUUCGUACCCCCUCCGCCGCCGCAUCACCACGGCGCUCCAAUGUAUUAUACAAGAAAUGGCAGCCCACCUAGACCGCCAUUGUCAUCGCUUGUAUAGGAGGAUGUGGAUGUAGUGGUGGACAUGGACGUUGCCGAUAGCAAAUCGAUUGAAAAUAAUGCUAGAAAGGACUCACCUCCGUCGUCGAUAUCUAUAUCAAAUUAUUCGUAUGGUGAGAGUUAAGUGGCGAUUUUGUCCGAUGUCAUGGCUCUCAAAAGCAAAACUUUUUCACACAUCUACACAGAAAUACUCAAAAAUUCUGAAGAAUUGUCGUGGAGAAUGGUUCUCUGUUUUUUGUUUUUUUUUUAGAAACAAUUACACGGGUUUCAAAUAAAUUAUACUCGUAAAAAAUAAAUUUUGAAGUUAAAAAAAAUAUAUAUCUUUGUUCCUAUAAUGUAAAAACAAACUUUUUAUCUCUAAUAUCUACCUACCUAUAUAUACUAUUAUAUCUUUCUUUAUUGUCCCUAAUAAUUAUAACUGUAAGUAGCCCGUUUUUUAAUGUUUGUGUAUAAAUUAAUCAUAUGGACUUAAAAACAGUUUUGUACAUAGAGCACCCAUUAAAAUAAAAAAAAACAAAAUUUUAAGCACUCAAUUCCUUUCGAUUUGUUUAAAUUGGAAAAUAAAUUUAUAACAAUAUUAAAAUGAUGAAAUGUGUUUCAUGUGUAUAAAUAUUAUUCAUGUAAUUUAUUUAAAAUGUGAAUUAGAAUCAGUAUACAGUAAUUUAUAUGAUUAGAGUAUAUACAUUUAUUGAGUAAGCUUUGAACAAAUUUAUCGUACAUUUGUAGUUGUAAAAAUUGUAAUUUAAGAUAGCCUUUAAGAUAAAACAAAAUAAUAAGAAGCCAAAAAUUAAAAUUAAUAUAAAUUAAUUAAUUAUGUAUAAGAAUUAAGUAUAGAUAGAUUAUAUUAUGCAUUGUAUUUUAAAUGAAAAAAAAACAGACAAAAAAUAUAUACAACACAGCUUUAGUUAUUCAUUGAAAAAAAAAUUGUUUUAAUUAAUUAACUUGCUUUAACGGAAGAAAAAUGAUUACCUUAGCCUUCACAGAAAUUAGUAAUUUGUGAUAGAUGACAGUUACAAAAAUAAAAUCGGUCUCCAUAAGGUGAUUGUCACAUG
Eupeodes corollae is the source of this 2945-nucleotide messenger RNA. RefSeq names its product homeobox protein Hmx (gene Hmx). Gene Ontology annotation, biological process: regulation of transcription by RNA polymerase II. Gene Ontology annotation, molecular function: DNA-binding transcription factor activity, RNA polymerase II-specific; RNA polymerase II transcription regulatory region sequence-specific DNA binding. The record is from RefSeq and is a predicted model, not a curated record. NCBI's taxonomy places the organism in Eukaryota, Metazoa, Arthropoda, Insecta, Diptera, Syrphidae. The transcript is spliced from 3 exons. Gene Ontology annotation, cellular component: nucleus. The coding region runs from base 410 to 1894 and encodes 494 amino acids.